UCGCGACACUUUCAAGAAAUGGCGACUGAAAGUCUGCACCAAGUCACCGACUCCAGAGGCGCCGUCAUGUGGCUUUGGUCGGCUCACAAUAAAGUAAACAAGAGACUGGCGGGUGAUGUUUCCGAAGACCCGCGGUACCCAAAGGUGCAGUUUCCCCCGGAGGACCUGUGUUGGGGUUGCAUGAACCAGGCCAAGGGAACCUGGGACGAAGACAAGGUCUUCAACUUCCUCAGGAAGUACUACGGGGCGGAAAACAUCGUCAAUUCGAACCGGAAACUCACGAGUGUCAUUGUCCUGGGCAACGACGACCGCUUUGAACUAACCAGUGGCUCAAGUAAAACCCAACUUAAUAUUCUUGCAAAAGUCACGGUUUUCGGACUCAUUUUUCUCGUGAAUUAUCUCAAGUACGCU
This is a messenger RNA of Notodromas monacha, 411 nucleotides long. The record is from the annotation of a GenBank genome assembly. Lineage: Eukaryota; Metazoa; Arthropoda; Ostracoda; Podocopida; Cyprididae.